AUGGCCAAGCGUUCCGACUCGUGGAAGGCCUCCCAACUUGAAAAGAAAAGAAAAGCUCGCUGUGAACUACGUCUGGAGCGGGGAUACAAUGCAAAAGCCCAUCAACAGAAAGAUGCUGAACGAACCGGGGGCAGAGCUUCAAUGAAGACUAAAAAUAAAUAUAAAGAAAAGGUUAAUAAGUACGCGGAAUUUCUUAUCAAGGAGAAGGACAUGCCCGAAGGCUAUAAGGUUGGAAAGGGACACCCGACUCCGACACUUGAGGAACUCAAAGAGUUUUUCCGUUGGGUCAUCAAUUCUACGGAGGGCAGAAUUGCGCCUAAUGGACGACCAACCAUGCACACAAUGUUAGUCUGGGCCCAAGAGUUCGUCCCGGGAUUCUCCCUUGUAACUGGAAAGGAGAUUUCUUCCCGUGAUCGAGCUGACCUCUACUAUUGGAUUGAACAUGAUUUGGUCGAAGAGGGAGUACUCUCAGCGAUCAGGAAGCCAAAAUAUAACUUCAAACUAAGAGAUUUUGAACGUGCCAUCCUUGCUUUCUGGUCUACUGACGACCCAUUCUUCAUGUCUGGGAGGUACCGUGUCCAAUUCCAUUUCAUUACACUUCAAUUCCUAUGCACUGGUGCUAGAAUAUCCUCCUUCACUCCUACAUCACCUGACAAAGUUGGACGAGGACUCCGUUACAAGAAUAUUGAACUUGUAUUAUUUCAUGCUGACAAUGCCCCUUGGAGGAUUGGAUGGCGGCUUGACCAGCAGUUCAUUAAAAAUAACAAUGACCCUGAGAAUACAGUGUUUGGCACUGCCAUCUGGGACUGUGAUAAACCCAUUUAUUCUGGAGCACUUUAUCUCCUAGCUCUUGCCCUUGCAGACAAUGCUCUCUAUGGGUUUUCAACUCCUGAAGAAGUCUUCGAGCAAAGAAUUCCAGAGGGGCAGGAUGAACUGGUUCUCAGAUGGAAUGAAGAAGCUGAGGAUCGAUGCAUUGUCAGAGGAGUCACUGCAGAAGGGGUCAGUGAGGACCCGUUAACAAAGGAAACAUAUUGA
Molecule: messenger RNA, 1035 nt
Organism: Aspergillus chevalieri
Lineage: Eukaryota; Fungi; Ascomycota; Eurotiomycetes; Eurotiales; Aspergillaceae
Exons: 5
Coding region: 1-1035 (344 amino acids)
Source: RefSeq, a predicted model, not a curated record